CGAUCAUCUAAUGUAUUGUGUCAUUAACUGUGUAUAGUUUUUUGUAAAGUAUUGUUGGCCUAGAAAAAAUCUGUGUUGAUGUUCUUACGAUUGUUAUCGCGCAGUCCAAAUUUAUUUAACCGAGACAUUUGCCAUGGAGCUAGUCGACAAUCUCACAAACAUCAAUCAGUAUCAGUAAAUUACUUCAGCGGGCUGUGCAUGGUAGAUGUUUCCAAAAGACAAGUUAGGUUUGCUCUUAAAAUGAAUACAACACUCACCAGCAAAGCACCCUUAAGCAACAUGACUGCUACAGCAAUUCAAUCCAGUAAUAAUACAUCAUUUGAGCGUUCAAAUGAUAUAACGAAAUCCGCCCAAGAUAGCCGUGAAUAUCGUGGUUUAAAACUUUCAAAUGGAAUGAAGAUAGUAUUGGUCUCUGAUCCUACGACGGACCGAUCAGCAGCUGCUCUUUCCGUGGCUGUUGGACAUCUUUGUGAUCCAACUGAUCUCCCUGGAUUGGCGCAUCUCUGUGAACAUAUGCUUUUCUUGGGCACAAAAAAGUACCCAUUGGAGCAUGAAUACACAACUUUUCUCAAAGAGCAUGGAGGUAGCUCAAAUGCAGCAACAUUUUCCGAUAUGACCAAAUACUACUUUGAUGUAAUUCCCGAUAAGCUGGAGGGUGCACUGGAUAGGUUUUCACAAUUCUUUAUUGCACCACUCUUUAACGAGGAAGUCACUGAUCGCGAAAUAAACGCUGUUAAUUCGGAGCAUGAAAAGAAUCUAUCACAGGACAUGUGGCGUGUAAAGCAAGUGAAUAAAUCGUUAUGCAAAGUAUCCCAUGCCUAUAACCGAUUUGGCAGUGGAAAUAAACAAACACUCUAUGAAAAUCCCCGCCAGAACAAUAUAAAUGUACGAAACGAAUUGAUGAAAUUCCACAACAAAUGGUACUCCCCAAAUAUCAUGAGCCUGGCCGUUUUCGGGAAGGAAAGCUUAGAUGAUCUUGAGCGAAUUGUUAUACAAAUGUUUUCACAAAUCGAGAACAAAAAUGUGAAGGCUCCUUCUUGGCCCGAUAUGCCGUACGAUGAAGAUCAACUUGGGACAAAGACGUAUAUAAUCCCAGUAAAAGAUACACGUUCUUUAACUAUUUCUUUCCAACUGGAAGAUUUAGAACAGUACUACAAGGCUGGCCCAGAACACUACGUCAGUCAUCUGGUUGGGCAUGAAGGAAAGGGCAGCAUCCUAUCGGAGUUGAAGGCUCGCGGAUGGUGCAAUAAACUGAUAAGCGGAUACAGCAACCUAGGAAGAGGAUUUGGCUGCUUCGAAAUAAUGGUCGAUCUAACGGAAGACGGAUUUAGCCAUAUAGAUGACACGGCAAAAAUAAUCUUCCAGUACCUCAACAUGCUACGCGUGCAGGGCCCUCAGAAAUGGAUAUUUGAAGAGUAUCGAAAUCUUUGCGACAUGCUUUUUCGUUUCAAGGACAAAGAAAGUUCACUUUCGGUUGUUACCAAUGCGGUAACGGCAAUGCAUGUUUUCCCUUUAGAGGACGUGCUUACAGCACAUUGUUUGAUCAGUGAAUGGCGACCCGAUUUAAUAGAGGACCUGAUGAGAAAACUAAUUCCAAGGAAAGCGAGGAUUAUAAUUGUUGGGCAACAGUGUAGCUCAUUGACUAACGCCGAGGAACUGUGGUAUGGUACGAAAUACGGCGUACACAAAAUCGAAGCUUCAAUACUGGAGUAUUGGUCAUCUGCAGACAUAAACAACAAUCUUCAGCUACCAGAACCUAAUCCGUUUAUUCCAACCAAUUUCGACUUACUACCAAUCGAUAACGAUGUCGACACUUUUCCUACUGUUAUCUACGAUACACCGAUGAUCCGCUUGUGGUUUAAGCAGGAUGUUGAGUUUCUUAAACCAAAAACUAUGAUGAAUUUUGACUUCAACAGCCCAAUGGUCUAUUCUGAUCCUUUAAACUGCAAUAUGACACGGCUCUUCGUACAGCUGCUAAAAGACCAUCUGAACGAGUUUCUUUUUGAGGCGGAUUUGGCAGGAUUAGGCUUUGGUGUUGGCAAUACUACCUCUGGCAUAAGCUUAUCAAUUGGUGGAUAUAGCCACAAGCAGCACAUUUUACUUGACAGGGUGUUGGAUAGCAUGUUUAACUUCAAAAUUGAUCCACGCAGGUUUGAAGUGUUUAAGGAGCAAUACAUCAGGAGCUUGAAAAAUUAUCAAACUGAACAGCCUUAUCAACACGCUAUCUAUUAUUUGGCAUUGUUGCUAACAGAACUAGCCUGGACUAGGCAGGAGCUAUUAGAUUCAAUGCAAUUAUUAACAAUGGAACGGUUGCAAGCAUUCGUUGAACAGCUUCUGUCGCGAAUGCACGUUGAAGGUUUCAUAUACGGAAAUGUUAACAAGGAUAAAGCGAUGACAAUGAUGCGAAUGGUUGAAAAUAAGAUGAAAACAACUGAUUCCGAAGUGGUGCCAUUACUGGCAAGACAAUUACUACAAAAACGAGAAUAUAAAUUAGGCAAUGGCGAAAACUGUUUAUUCGAAGCUACAAACGAGUUCCACAAAAGUUCUUGCACUGAAUUAUAUGUACAGUGUGGUCCACAAGAGCCACACUCAACAUAUGUGGACAUACUAUCCCAAAUGCUUAGUGAAGCGUGUUACACGCAGUUGCGAACCAAGGAGCAGCUCGGAUAUCUGGUGUUUUGUGGCUCCCGUAAAGCAAACGGUAUCAGUGGUAUUCGAAUCAUUGUACAAUCUGCGCAUCAUCCCGCUUAUGUUGAAGAGCGAAUUGAAAAUUUCUUUAACAAUAUGUUGGAUUAUUUGGAAAAAAUGCCAGACGACGAGUUUAAUCGCCACAAAGAGGCGUUGGUGGCAUUAUUCCUUGAGAAACCAAAGCGUCUUGCUUCUCAAUUCAGCAUAUUCUUACAAGAAAUAUCACUGCGACAGUACCAUUUUAAUCGAGCGCAAGUUGAAGCAGCCAAACUAAGAACUUUAACCAAACAGCAAGUGAUUGACUACUACAAGGAAUACAUCAUACUAGGUGGACCGUCAAGGAGUACUUUAUCUGUUCAUGUAUUAUCAACGGGAGAAGGAGGUGCAGGGGCGAACGGGAACAAAACAGCUGAGGUAGAUGCAGCAGAGAAAAUAUUCGAUGAUUCUAAUGCCAGUCAUCGAAAGGAAAUAACGAACAAAGAAUUCAUUAGAGUAACGGAUUUGGCCAGCUUUAAGUCAUCACGUUCGCUGUAUCCGUUGGUUCAACCAUAUCUAGAGAUAUUACCAAAGGGAGGACGAUGCAAACUUUGAACGAUACUUAAACGAUAGCAACUUUCAAUUAACUUUUAUUGAACUGAAGCUUCCUCAACUGACAGAACUUACUGAAGUAAGGCUAAAGUUUGGUCUGUAUGAAUUUCCUUCAAUUCAAUUCCAUGGCCCGCCCUAUAGCUUACAAAGAUGUGUCCA
Messenger RNA from Anopheles coustani, 3435 nucleotides. RefSeq names its product insulin-degrading enzyme (gene Ide). Gene Ontology annotation, molecular function: metalloendopeptidase activity; metal ion binding. The coding region runs from base 79 to 3279 and encodes 1066 amino acids. Gene Ontology annotation, cellular component: cytosol; mitochondrion. Lineage: Eukaryota; Metazoa; Arthropoda; Insecta; Diptera; Culicidae. The record is from RefSeq and is a predicted model, not a curated record. The transcript is spliced from 8 exons. Gene Ontology annotation, biological process: peptide catabolic process.